Molecule: messenger RNA, 3072 nt
Organism: Durotheca rogersii
Lineage: Eukaryota; Fungi; Ascomycota; Sordariomycetes; Xylariales; Xylariaceae
Product: GCS-domain-containing protein
Exons: 6
Coding region: 593-2680 (695 amino acids)
Biological process (GO): glutathione biosynthetic process
Cellular component (GO): glutamate-cysteine ligase complex
Molecular function (GO): glutamate-cysteine ligase activity
Source: RefSeq, a predicted model, not a curated record
GCGCCAUUGACAUACUAUACCACCCACCUCUUUGCGCCUGUACUCUCAUUCGCGGCCAUGCCAUCGAGACCCUGAAUACGGCGUGGGGGUUGUUUGUUACCGUUACGCCUCGACAGCGAGGCGCAUUCGAACCCGAAGCCAGCCGCUGGAGAACGGGCUGCCCUCGACGCCACUAGGGAUCUACCAACCCCCCCCUUUUUGAUCUCCCCGUCACCGUGUCGAGUUACCUGGGGUCAAUUCGGAAUUUUGUCGUCGAGAGCGAAGAGAGCAAAAGAAGGCUCGGGUCGGCUUACCCGUCUGUGGCAGCAUCUACGAAGAGACGAGGAAGAAAAGGGGUCAUCUGCUCAUCAGUUGAUACUCCUCGAUUCUCCGGAACGAACCCCCUCCGUCCCUGGAAUAGAAUAGCAAAUAACCUCUAGGUUACCGAUUUGUUUAUCUAUUGGCUUGUUUUUUCUUUCCCCUUUUCUAUCUCGGAAGCGCCCCAGCGUGCCUUUCCGUGCCGUCGAGCCUGUCCCCGAGAAAAAAGGGGCAAGGGUUUCGCUCCUCGUGUGUUAUCAGGUCGCACAGCUACGAGACACGGAGACGGGCAAAGAUGGGCCUGUUAGCCCUAGGUACCGCUCUUGAUUGGCCCGAGGCCCAGAAGUAUGCGCAGCAGGUGAGGGAAUGGGGUAUCAAGCAACUGCUGGAGAUAUGGAACAAGGCCAAGCGCAAGGAGCGUGAUGCCAUGUUGUGGGGUGACGAGAUAGAGUACCUAGUCGUCAAGUACUCUCCGGACGAACCCAAGGUCCUCCUAUCGCUCCGGCAAGCCGAUAUCCUCGAGGCCCUGGCAGCUGAUGACGAGCUAUCCGAUAAGGGCGGAUGCGUCCCGGCUCUCCAAGAGGUCGAGUCGCAGAAGUCGAAUCCCCUACCCGUCUUCCAUCCAGAAUUCGGCAGGUUCAUGCUCGAAGCUACGCCGGGAAAGCCCUGGGGCAUCGGGUUUAAGGAGCUGUUGGAUGUCGAAUCUGACAUGAAGAAUAGGCGGAAAAUUGCCAAGGAGCAUAUGGACCCUGCGGAAUAUCCUAUCACUCUCACCACAUUUCCCCGCCUCGGCGCCCCCGGCGUCUUCACGGACCCUUACUACCCACCGUCCGGGCCCAAGCUCCGGUCACAAUUCGUCCCAGAUGAGAUUGCCAAUCCGCACAUCCGUUUUCCCACCUUGGCCGCGAACAUACGCUGGCGCCGUGGGAAGAAAGUCCAGGUGAAUGUGCCAGUUUUCCACGACGUAAAUACGCCGAACCCGUGGAAGGACCCCACCGUCAACUACGACUUGCACAAUUGGCCAGAGGACGACGACGUGAGGAACGGCGCGGCCCCGGACAACUUCAUCCACAUGGAUGCUAUGGCGUUCGGGAUGGGGAGCUGUUGCCUACAGAUCACCUUUCAGGCGAAAAACAUCACCGAAGGCAGGCGGAUGUACGACCAGCUGAGCCCCCUCGGGCCCAUCAUGCUGGCUCUGACGGCUGCGACCCCUAUUUAUAAGGGGUUCCUGGCCGACACGGACGUCCGGUGGAAUCAGAUCAGCCGCGCCGUAGACGACAGGACUCCCGAGGAGCUGGGAGAGAAGCCCCUUAAGACCAGCCGGUGGCGCAUCCCCAAGUCCCGCUAUGCCUCUAACUCUACCUACAUCAGCAUGGACCCGCGCCUACGACCAGAGUACCUCGACCCAAACCUCGUCGUCGACGAGUCAAUCAAGGCACAGCUGCUCGCCGGCGGAAUGGACGACCGGCUUGCGACGCACUUCGCGCACCUGUUCAUCCGGGACCCGAUCGUCGUGUUCAACGAGGACCUGCAAGAGCUCGACCUCGCGAAGGCAGACCACUUUGAGAACCUGCAGAGCACGAACUGGCAGCACAUGCGGUUCAAGCCACCGCCGCCGGGGUCCGACAUUGGCUGGAGGGUCGAGUUCCGGCCGAUGGAGAUCCAGGUGACGGACUUCGAGAACGCCGCCUUCGCCGUCUUCAUGGUCCUCAUCACGCGCGCCGUGCUCAGCUUCGAUCUCAACUUCUACAUCCCCAUCGCCCGUGUUGACGCCAACAUGGAGGCAGCGCACGCACGCGACGCCGUCCUUGAGCGACGCUUCUACUUCCGGCGGGACGUGUUCCCGCAGCGCGCCGCGCGCAGCGGCGGUUCCUCGAGCGCGACGUCGCCAGCUACGAGCCGACCGGCGACCCCUCCGCCACCCGGAUGGCGGGUCGAGGAGGAGUACGAGCUCAUGGGCGUCGACGAGAUCAUUAACGGGUCGCCCACGUUUCCGGGGCUAAUCCCGAUCGUCGAGAGCUACCUCGACUCGGUCAACGUCGACGUGCGCACGCGCUGCGAACUCUCGAUCUACCUGGACUUGAUCCGCAAGCGCGCCAGUGGCGAGCUGUGGACUGCCGCCCGCUGGAUCCGGCACUUCGUCGCGCGCCACCCUGCGUACGCGCACGACAGCGCCGUGCCUGACGCUGUCGCCCAUGAUCUCAUUGCCGCUGUUAUCGACGUCGGCGCCCGUGAGCAGGCCGGCCUCGGUUGGCGUGACAUGCAGCAGUCCGCCCCGGAUAUCGAGCGCUUGCUGGGGAACUUUCGGAGCGCCGGUUACGGCGGGGACGCCAGUGCGAGCGGGCCGUCGUCCGCCGCAGCGGACUCGCCCUGCUCAAAUUAGCCGACUAGUGUAUGGGACGUAUGGCUAGAUGGAUGAGUAGAUGGCUAGUAGAGAGACAUACACGAGGACAGGUGGAGGUACGGAGCACACGAUGGAGAGAGAGAGAGAGAGAGAGUGACGAAGAUGGGUCGAUAGGAUGGAUGCCGGACGGGGUUGAUCAUUAUUAGGUGUGGGAUGUGAUGUGACGAAGAGUCUUGUCGGUGAACUUGGGCUGCCCGCUUACGCAUACGAUGCCUGGGGGUGCGCGCAACUACCUCGAACAAACCAGUCUCUAGGUAGUUCUAGGUGGGCUCCGUUUUUGAUAUUAUACCACACAAACCCGUCUACAUACCUCAACCGCCUAUCUAGCUGUCUGCCAGGAUACGCACUAGCACGUCCAGGCCCCUACCUCU